AUGGCUCCCGAUACUAUCACCACCGUCGUGGAAAAUCUCCUCCAAUCACUUACUAUUGAAGAGAAAGUGGCCUUGGUCGCCGGUCAAAAUAUGUGGCAGACUACCCAGGUUGAGCGGUUGGGAAUCCCACCUCUACAAAUGACAGAUGGUCCGGCGGGUGCUCGAGGAACCAAAUGGACAGAUGGUUCUCUGACUACUUUGAUACCAUGUGCCAUAUCACUGGCCGCUACCUGGGAUCCCUCCAUGGUGAAGACAGUCAGCACUAUUUUAGGCCAAGAAACCCGUCGCAAGGGCUGCCAUGUGCUUUUGGCGCCGACAAUGAAUUUCUCCCGCUCCCCACUUGGUGGCCGCAACUUUGAAGGCUAUGGAGAAGACCCCUUCCUCAUUGGCACGAUGUCCACCGAGAUGAUUCGUGGGAUUCAAAGUGAAGGUGUCGGUGCUUGUAUGAAGCAUUUCAUCCUCAACGACACUGAAACACGUCGUUUCAAUGUCAAUCAGAUUAUUGAUGAGCGUACCUUGCGCGAAGUCUAUAUGAAACCCUUUUUUAUGGCCGCUGAAGCGUCACCUUGGACAGCGAUGGUCAGCUACCCCUUGAUCAAUGGUACACACGCGGAUAUGAGCCCCUUCAUCCUGCCACGGUUGUUGCGGGAUGAGCUACAGUUUGACAGACUGGUCAUGAGUGACUGGGGAGGCUGCAAUGAUACCGUUCAGAGCAUGAUCGCCGGCACUGACCUCGAAAUGCCCGGUCCACCUGUCCGCCGCGGUGAACGUCUUCUCACUGCCAUCCACGAUGGGUUGGUUGAUGAAGUGCAGCAUUUGAACCCUAGCGUUCGACGAGUCUUACAACUACUCGAAAAGGCAAAUCUUUUGCCCUCACAAACAAAAGAUACCAGCUCGGAAGAGGCAUCCAAUGACAUCGGAUACCACGACAUUGUGCGCGAAGCGGCAGAAAGCGGAUUGGUUCUCUUGAAGAACGAUGGUCUUCUCCCACUCCAGCCAUCCUCGUUGACUAAAGUCGCUAUUCUCGGUCCUAAUGCCCACGUGCCAACCGCAGGUGGCUCCGGCAGCGCGGCGGUGAACCCAUUCUACAUCACUACACCUGAAGAGUCCCUCGAACGUGCCCUCCGAGAAGUCAAUCCAGCAAUCGAAAUUUCAUAUGAACAGGGUGUGCCAUUUUCCUCGCGUCCAGCUCUUCUUGGAGAUGCGCUUACCGUCCCAGACGGUUCAAGACAGGGACUUCAGGUGGAUUUCUUUGCGGGACAUGAGUUCCAGGGUCCCAUUGUGGCGACCAGUUUCUGGGCAAACUCUCUGACGUAUAUGAUGAGCGACGGGGAUGUACCUCAGUCACUCAAAGAUAAUCAGUAUUGUUAUAGAGCCAGUGGAAGUGUCACUCUCAAGGUCUCUGGACAAUAUGUGUUCAGCAUUGCAAACACCGGCAAGGCAAAGCUCUUCUUGGAUGAUAAGCUCAUCAUUGACAACACCGACUGGGCUGGCCCCACUGCCGAGUUCCUUGGCUGCUCCAGUAAAGACCAAACCUGCUAUGUCGACCUAAGUUCGGGCCGUUCAUACGCCUUGCGGGUAGACAACGUCGUUACUCUGCCGCUCAUGGAAUCCUUUGACAACACACUUUUCCCUAGAAUGUCCGGCCUACGUAUCGGGAUGUCUCUACAGGUGGACGAGACAGAGAUGUUGAAUCGUGCUGUAAAAGCGGCACAGGAGUCCGAUGUGGCCAUCUUGGUUGUCGGUCACAACAAGGAUUCCGAGGGCGAAGGUGGCGAUCGACCGGACAUGGAUUUGCCAGGUCGGACUAACGAGCUUGUAUCAUCUAUCUGCGCCGCCAAUCCUAACACUAUAGUUGUUGUCCAAACCGCUAGUGCAACUGCUAUGCCUUGGACAAACCAAGCAAACGCAAUUGUUCUGGGUUGGUAUCAGGGCCAAGAGAAUGGUCCUGCCUUGGCAAACGCGCUACUUGGUAUUUGCAACUUCUCUGGUCAGACGCCGAUUACCUUCCCAAAUAGCUUGAGUGACCAUGGUUCAAGCGACUGGUUUCCAGCUGAAGCGGCACAAGACCAUGCUGUCUUUGGUGAACAGGUGCUGAUAGGGUAUCGGUGGUUUGAGGAGCGGGAAAUCGAACCUCUGUGGCCAUUCGGCUUUGGGCUAUCAUACACGUCCUUCACGCUAUCCAACAUUCACCUUAGUGGUACAAUGACUACUAUGCCCGAGUCUCAUGUUACUAUUCACAUCACCGUCAACAACAUUGGCCAACGUGAUGGUCAUGAAGUUGUUCAAGUGUUUGGGUACCUGCAAUGGAGUCUCGAGAUGCGAGAAUUUAUCAAAAGUGACACACUCCGGUGGUAUGAUGAAGAGAUCGCAUCUUGGAGGGUAGAUACCGGCAGUUACAAAUGCUUUGUGGGAACCAGCGUGAAGGACAUCAAGUGCGAGUUAGCUAUUGACAUUGUUUAA
Molecule: messenger RNA, 2463 nt
Organism: Penicillium coprophilum
Lineage: Eukaryota; Fungi; Ascomycota; Eurotiomycetes; Eurotiales; Aspergillaceae
Exons: 2
Coding region: 1-2463 (820 amino acids)
Biological process (GO): glucan catabolic process
Molecular function (GO): beta-glucosidase activity
Source: RefSeq, a predicted model, not a curated record